Molecule: messenger RNA, 426 nt
Organism: Dovyalis caffra
Lineage: Eukaryota; Viridiplantae; Streptophyta; Magnoliopsida; Malpighiales; Salicaceae
Source: the annotation of a GenBank genome assembly
AUGGUGCUUCAUGAGCUCUUUGCAGAUGCAAAUCUGUUAAAUGAGUUUCCUGCUCACAGCAUUCUGGUGACUGUUAGAAGAAAACUCAUAGCAUUUAUGCCUGAUUCAAGACUUCCAACCGUUACUUUGGAGGUGAGUGGUAAACUGUGGAUUCUUCAGAUUUCAGUUAUAACAGAAGAAGCAUUGUAUGUAGCAACGUUAUCAUCAUCAGUUAUAGUUUCAUGGACAUUGAUUAAACUUGAAACCUCCCUAAAAUGGAAAUCCUGGUUGGUUCUCAAGUUGGAAGAUUUAUACAUAAGGAAAGGAGUUUCAGGUACUCAUCAUGUACACAACAACCAAGUGACAGCAAUUAAACAUUACGAGGAAACUGGAUGUUCAAUUGAAAUGCAUUCUGUCCUUACCUCUUUGAUUAGCCAGAUAGAGUAG